CUUUGAUGGGGAAGAUGAUCUUCCUCUAAAAACAGUAUGAUGGAUCUCGGAACCAAGCUCAACAUGACCAGGACGAUUGCGCCAGUUGGGGUACUUACUCUUGAUAAGUACAAAGUAUUCCUGCUCAUAAUUGCGUUUGCGAUUAGGAAUAGGAUUACCUUUGCCGGAAUCCUGAGUUCGAGCGAUGUUUCAUGAAGAAUAGCCGACACAGAACAAGAUGUUUCAAUUGUCUGCUCCUGCUCAUCAUGAUCAUGAAGAUUGCUUUUUCAAUCUUCAACCAUCACGACACUAGGUCGCAUUCAACGCUGGCAUCGCCAUCGGUCCUGCUCUCGGAGGCCUGAUGAUGUCCAAAAUUGGCAUGGAGCCGACUUUCCUAGCCGUAGGUUCCGCUUUCCUCUGCCUUGGGGUCGCCAACCAUUUUCUCAUCGUUGAAACCGCACCGAAGCUUCUCCAGGGCGAUCUCAAUAUUGCCAUCAACCAAACCUGGAACCAUUGGAAAGAUCUUUGGCAGAGCGUGGAGAUGAAACAACUUCUCGCUUUGAAUGCGGCUUUUUUUAAGGCCUCUCCAAAACCUAAUCCAUCUCGUGAACGUGAUGAAGCAUCCUGCCUGGGUAGAAUUUUGGUUUUUCAAAAGGGAAAAGGCUUCACCAGGAUGAUCUCCAGGAUGGAUAAGGGUGAGUUUUAAUGCUUGGAUUUCCUCAGCUGGUGGCCAUGCCACCAUUUUGCCCUUAAUCCUCAUUGGUCCCCAGUUCAAUCUUGACGUAGGCCAAACGGGUCUAGUCUUCGCAGCUUUGGCUGGUGUCCUUAAGGCUACCUCUAUUAAUCACUCUUGUAGAUUAGUAUAGGACUACUCGAGAAGUACAUAGUAUCCUUUUUGAGUAGGUAUGGGAAUCUCUCAGGCGUGGUAUGCAAGAAGCCUAGACAUAUUUCAUAGGUGUGGAUUAGGAUUUAGGAGUAGCUCUAAUGUCCAAGUACUAGGAGCGCCACCGUUGGCGUUUUUGUGCGACACGUGGGGGAAGGAGAAAGUCCUAGUGGCAGGAGCAUCGCUCUUAGCAGCGUCAAUGGGUUGUGUGCCGCUGUUGAGCAACGGCCUGGACCCACAAGCGGUGACUGUGUUUGGCCUGUGGGCGUUAGGGACUGCAGCUUUUGGCGCUGCACCGAACAGCUUGAUAUCCGAUAUUGUGAGACCGGUACGAUGAGAUACACCUAGAUCACGAUGACAUCGUACUAGAUCUCGAAUGUUGUCCUUGGCUUGUUCUCCUACUUUUGAAAUCAACAGUUUGUUCCUUUGUCACUUAAACUUGUAUACGAUUAAAAAUAUAACUUUCUCAACAAGAACUUUCUCAACAAGAACACAAGAUCAGGGACCUCGACGGACAACUUCUUACACUACAUUAAAAAUAUAACAAUAACACGUGGAAACACCGUAGCCGUUCGCCAUCCGCAUGAGUGCUUCUCCAUCCACAGGGGAGACACCUUCUCUCCAUAAUUGAUUCACUCAUUUCUACGACAAACACAAAACCACAUCUGAGGCCCAACGCGGCCAAGGCUUGUCCAUGCUUCGAACGUCCAACGAUCUUGGCUACCUCCUCGGCGCAUCCUUGACAGGCUACUUCGCCGAUCAAUUAGGCGCAGAAGUAGCACUUGCCUCGCUCUCUGCUGUCCUUCUGGGGAAUGCAGGUCUCUAUCAUCGCUAUAACCGCUAUAAUCGGGGUGGUGGGUAUAGGAGGCCUAAUGUGAAACUAGAAGCGAAAUUAGAGGAGAUAAAGAGUCGCUGGAGGAAACGGAUACAGGGUAUCCUGGGUAAUGGUGGUGGGAGUAGUACUUCGCAGAAAUAAUAGAAGAGAACUACGACAACGACCACUUGAUAUUAUAUAUAAAAUAUUUUCAUUCUGGUAUAGCUAUAGGUAUUGAAAUUGGUAUUGGUUACACUCACACGACACUCACAGUCACACACUUUUGCUGGUUCUUGUGCACUCGCUCUCUCAACAAUUACGUCAGCAAUUGACAGUCGCAACAUCGUCCUCUCAAACGUCAUGGUCAUGUUUGUUGUCCACGAAUUUUUCCACAAACAGGAGAGAGUCACCUGUAAUUUCUCCGACGACAUAAAAAGAAAGCAAAAACACGGCCCUCUCUGGUUUGCACCGGAACAAGA
This is a messenger RNA of Amoebophrya sp. A25, 2155 nucleotides long. The record is from the annotation of a GenBank genome assembly. NCBI's taxonomy places the organism in Eukaryota, Dinophyceae, Syndiniales, Amoebophryaceae.